This is a messenger RNA of Pseudoliparis swirei, 865 nucleotides long. RefSeq lists its product as uncharacterized. The record is from RefSeq and is a predicted model, not a curated record. NCBI's taxonomy places the organism in Eukaryota, Metazoa, Chordata, Actinopteri, Perciformes, Liparidae. The transcript has 4 exons. The coding region runs from base 50 to 865 and encodes 271 amino acids.
CCUCGAGCAGCUGCUACAUACUCUGGGUGGGGAAAGGGGAAGAGACCUCAUGGGGGUGCCACUGCUGGACCAGGCACGCAUGGAGCACAUUUGGCGUGUGCAAAAGCGCCACGUGGGGUGCAUCCAGGACGUUCCAGGUGUGCCGCUCUACACAAAGGUCGGAACGACCACCAAGAGUCGGGUCAUCCUGACACGAUACCGCUGUGCCAGAGGGUCCACAUCCCUGGAGUCCUUUCACCUCCACUUGAACAGGUUCAUUCCAGGAACUAGUGCAAAUGCGCUGAAUUUCCAGUUGUAUCUCCUGGAAGGCCUGAACAGGUGGAACCAGGAUCGGGCGACUGCAGCGGUGACCAGCAAGCCGUCAUCGUUCUUGACGUACGCCGGUGACGUGACACACUGUGUCAACACCAACACACUGAAGGUGUUUGGUCGGGCAUUUGUGCCAACCUUCAGGCCACCUUCGAAAUACACUGGUGAGCUUAUCGGGGUUGAUUAUUUGUUGAGUCAGACUGGCCAGCCCCUUAAAAUACUCCCUGACUCAGAGGAGACAGACAAUAUGCUGGAGGAUGUGAACGAGAGAGAGGAAGAAGAAGAAGGAGAAGACGAGGGCUUCCAGGAAGACACAGUGUCAAGUCUCCUGGAUGACCCAAGCUUCACUGACUCUUCUCAGCCUGCAGCCACCUAUCUGCUCUUCCAGACUCCUGCCUCCUCCCUGCCUGCUGCGUCCACCUCCCAGCCUGCUACCUCCUCCUCCCAGCUGUGGAUAAUUCGUGCAUGCCAGGGUUGGACAAAGGUGGACAAGUUGGCAGAGUGUCUGGUGGAGUUGAGGAACCAGUCCUCCAUGGCUCUGAGCAACAGGCGGUGA